Messenger RNA from Prorocentrum cordatum, 405 nucleotides. The record is from the annotation of a GenBank genome assembly. NCBI's taxonomy places the organism in Eukaryota, Dinophyceae, Prorocentrales, Prorocentraceae.
AUGGCCGACGCCGCGCCGCCCGACGAUGUCGCGUUUGGCAUCGCGCUGGCAGAUUUCGGGGCGAAGGCUUUCCGUUGCGAAAAGCUUCGCCUGAGCAGCCUGGAGCAGGCGAGUGGCCACGACAUCGUCCGCCUGCUGGCCACCGACGGUGCCUUGCUCGUCGCGCGCAGCGACGGCGGGGUGUUGCACUGCGCCAUGGAGGGCGGCGACCCGUCGCGGGAUGUGCCGCCGGACUGCCUGGCGAGGCCGCUGAGGCACACGGCCACCUGGCCGCUGCCGCCGGGCGCCGGGUUGCCCAGCGCGCUGGUCGGCGGGGCACCCGCACUGGAGGCGACGGCCAUCGUGGGCACCGCCGCGGGUUGGCUGGUGCGGCGUCCUCGGCCCCGAGCCGCUCGGCGUCAUUGA